Messenger RNA from Thermothielavioides terrestris NRRL 8126, 1143 nucleotides. RefSeq lists its product as uncharacterized. Gene Ontology annotation, cellular component: ascospore wall; lipid droplet; prospore membrane. The record is from RefSeq and is a predicted model, not a curated record. The transcript has 2 exons. Bases 85 to 987 code for a protein of 300 amino acids. Lineage: Eukaryota; Fungi; Ascomycota; Sordariomycetes; Sordariales; Chaetomiaceae.
GACGUUGCCAGUCGGGAUUUCGGAGAUGGUCCUCCACUCCAUCACCGCGAAGCCCGUGCAGAAUUCAACAUCGCGGCAUCCGCCAUGCCUACUUCGCAACCACCACCGAGCAGCGGCGCCGUCCGCCUUCGCGCAGCUCUCCUGCGACCAGUCCAGGGCAUCGCCAGCCACGUCGUUCGCGCGCUGACUUCGGCCGCCUACCCGAUUCGCGGUAUCUGGUACUUCCUGCGACAUCCCGAGUUCUACCCGCUCUUCGUCGGCCGCCUGCUUCCCCUAUCCAUCAUCUCCUUUCUGGUCUAUUUUCUGCUCUUCACGUUUACCUUCUUGCCGCAGUUCUUAUUCCUCCUCAUCUUUCAAGGCCGCGCCGGCGCAUUGAUCAACACCACGGUGCUGGUGCUCGGGGAGGGGCUGGUGAUUAUUCAGGGGCUAUUCGAGGGCUUUUUCGUCGACGAGUGCCGUGUGGAUAUCUUUGAUGCCACCCUGAUCAACCACGAGCUCAUCGACCUCAUCGUGCCCCACCGCGUCCUCUUCCUCGAAGCCCCCAACGCCGUCCGAAUGCUGGGCAAGCCGACCAGCCGCGCCGAAUACCAGCCAUGGAGCCUGGUCCAGAUCAUCGAGCUGAUCGUCUUUCUGCCGCUGAAUCUGGUCCCCUUCGUCGGCACGCCCGCCUUCAUCAUGAUCACCGGCUCGCGCCUCGGCAAGCUGUCGCAUCACAGAUGGUUCAAGCUCAGGGGGCUGGACAAAAAGCAGAUAAAACGGGAACUCAAGGCGAGACGGUGGGAAUACCUUUGGUUUGGGACCGUCGCGAUGAUCUUGGAGCUCGUGCCUAUCUUGAGCUUCUUUUUCUUGCUGACUACGGCUGCUGGCGCCGCCAUGUGGGUUGCCAAGAUGGAAGGGAAUGCGAGGAUACGGGUUGGGCGACCAAUCUCCCAUGAGGACCGCGUCUAUGAUGAAGAAGACGGGCCGGUGUAUGAGGACCAAGUUUGAGCUAAUGAUGCGAUGACUACAUAAGAUGUUUGGCUCCUUUUUCUGUUCGUUGUCUCUCACACGCCCGCCCGCCCGCCGCUGUCCGUGUGCGGGAACGGCAGUCCGUUCUCCCUCGUUGCCUGCCGCACAGUACCUGCUUGCCAUUCCAGACUGCCA